AUGAGGCGUUGGUCACCGUGGCGGCGCGUGACGGCGGCGGCGGCACUCACCCACCGCUGGCAGCUUCUCACAGGCGGCGUCCCCGAGAGCCGCGGCAGAGCUGUUGGGCUGCACGACGCUGCGAAGUAUCAAAUUCCGCUCAGGCGUGCCUUGCACCUCGUCGAAAAGGGACGACGGAUGAGCGCAGUUGCCGCGGAGGGGGCAAAGAACGGGGAUGAGGCCGUCUGCAGCGACGGUGCGGAGGCGCUGCUUCACGAGGAUGCCGCACGCUACGCGGCCUACCACUGCCACCACAUGCUGACCUCAUUUCGUGUGGAGCGGCGGCGGUGGACAGAGUCAAACGCGCUGUCCUUUGACGACCUCUCACGCGUGAUGGAGUACGUGUUCUUUGCCGCCCUCCUGCUGCACCUCACCGCCCUCUUUGAGACGGCGGACAAGUAUUGCGAGGCGCUGAUUGACGUUGCCGUGUCCUGCACAAUAUUUCUCUCAAAGGGCGCCGACCGACUAAACCGUACCGAUGUGCUUCUUCGUGGACGUGCGGGGGCGAAGGCGGGGUCCGCGCCCAACCGGGCGAGCGCAGAGGCGAGAGUCGACCCAUGGAACUCUCUACACUGGGCAGUGCUUCACUUUACAAGCGGUAUCUGCGGCUGGGGGCUUCUGGACCACACAGAGCCCUUGUUUGACAUGCAGCGUACCAUGAAGCCAUACGCUGCGAUGCUGCGAACAUUUGCCAGAGUCACCCGUGAGUGUCUUGCAGGGGCGCAUCUGUCGGCAGCAGAUCUAACCUUCUUGUCGUGCCUGGCCACAACAGAAGGGGCCGCAAAGUGGCUCGGCGCCGCAGCCGACCCUGCGUCCUCCCCUGCGAAUACCGCCACUUCUGCUGAGAAGCAUCCUGUGGAAGAAGCGCUGCAAUUUUCCCAGCAGCGCCGCUUGCAGCUUUUGCCACUUGUAUGGAUGGCUUUACUGAGUCGCCACUCUGCCCUAGUUGGGACGCCGCACAGUUUCCACCCUGCGCGGCAUGCCCUGCUACAUGUGCUGCCACUUUUUCAAAAAGAGGCGGAGGCGGACGCGGCGCUGAGGCUCAGUAUGCAGUGCUCUUUCUUUCCAUCAUCGUCCCUAAAGGCGAGCUCCGUGGAGAUGGGUGUCGUGCUCGCUCAACUGGAGCGCCACGGGGUGUUCUCCUCGCCGGGGUGCAUGAACGGCGAGAUACUGCACGCGUGGAUGUGCACGCAGGCCCCGGAGGAAUCGGCACCAACUGUGAAGACUGCCCGUGGGGCGUACAUGGCGUUUCGUAGCAUUCCACUUUGCGCGCUUCAGGUGGUGGGGGCAGCAUACACCGCCACAAGCGACGGUGAGGCCUUUGUGCAUGAACUCCUCUUUCGUGCCUUGACGCAGUGGCCAUUUUACCUCUCAGAGAGGACAAUGCCUGAGUGGGAGAUUGAGCAGCUUGUGCUCUCCGCGCAGCACGUGACCUCAUUGUUUGAGGCCAUAAAGCAGCGUGAGAGGGAUCAGCGGAGAGCGGGGGCCGCCGUAGUUGUUGUCGAGGCGACGCUUCGCGCCUUCGCCGUGCGCGUGGCAGUCAUUUGCACGAACGGCACCUCGGUGAAGGGCACGACGCUGCCCAAGCUAGCGGAGUUUGAUCGCCUCCUCAACCGUGUGCUGCGGGGAGGGGUGGGGGGACAUAUGGGGGGCUGUGUGCCUGAAGUGUACGAUAAAAACCGGCACCUGUGGCUUUGCGGCACGCAGCGGGGCGGGUCCUGCGGGACGGCAUGA
Molecule: messenger RNA, 1773 nt
Organism: Trypanosoma conorhini
Lineage: Eukaryota; Euglenozoa; Kinetoplastea; Trypanosomatida; Trypanosomatidae
Exons: 1
Coding region: 1-1773 (590 amino acids)
Source: RefSeq, a predicted model, not a curated record